GGCGGUGAUUAGAAAUUCACCCACCCUUUUGUUGCUAGGAAUGUCCCAUUCAUGAAUCCAAUAUCAUGCAUGAGUUUGAAACAAGAAAGCUAGCUGCUGCUUAGCUGGUCGCUGUACGUUGUUGGUUGUUUUGGAAAGAGAAAUAAUCAUAAAGUCAUGUCUAAAUCACACAAGAGGUCUGACUCUCUGAAGCGUAAGCAUUGGAGCAUAAAGGCUACUGAGAGCUUAAUAUGUCGGAACACUGAAGGACACUUUUGCCUCAAUGUUGAGGGUGGAGCGGAGAGUGGACUCAUGCCAUUUAUUGGAGAGAUCAGACAAGACAAGAUCCACUACCAGAGUGGAAAACUACACCACACAGACAUUAUACUAGAAGUGAAUGGUAAACGAGUGGCUGGAAUGAUAAAGAAAGAUGUGAUCGCUCUUAUUAAACGCUCUGCCCAACCAGUCUCACUGCUGACCGUUAAACAAAAUGCCACAAUCACAAAAGAUGUUCGACAGUACUUGUCCACAAGGUUCACCAAAAACUCCGUGGACAGUGAGCUGCAACAUCAAAUAAGGGAGAACCUACAUAUGAGAGUAGUGCCCUGUACAACACGCAGGCCACAAGAUGGUGAGAGGAAUGGUAUUGACUAUAACUUUAUCUCUGUGGAAGCAUUCAAACGCAUGGAAAAAUCUGGUGACCUUCUGGAGAGUGGGUCCUAUGAAGGAAACUACUAUGGCACUCCCAAACCUCCUGCUGAUCCACCUCACACGUCAAUGGUCCAGGCUUACUCACGCUCAACAGCUACUACUGGGUACACUAAAGAGGGGGUACUCCCUUCAGAUCCCUUGUCUGUUCCCAGGGGGCGCGGUCCAGUUGGUCAAUUGCCCGUACCCAAAGCCCUAGGCCCACUCCCGGCCAACUGGGAGAUAGCAUACACUGAGAAUAACGAAAAGUACUUCAUCGAUCACAGCACUGGUACCACCCAUUGGCUAGACCCUAGACUGGCCCGCUACUUGAAACACAACAUGAUUGAAUGUCAAGAGAAUGAGCUUCCGUAUGGUUGGGAGAAAGUAAACGACCCAGUGUAUGGCACCUACUUCAUUGAUCACGUGAACCGUAACACUCAGUAUGAGAACCCAGUGGCUGAAGCCAAACGACGCUAUGCUGGCUCCCAGCUCCCUCAACGUACCGGUACCCAUGGGCAUAACAUGCGGCCACCACCCAUACGAGAACCCCCUCCCUCCAUAAAGUCUGCCGCAGCGCUGGAGAAACAGCGAGAAGCUGAAGCUGCUGCGAUGUGGCCUGACGCCAACCUUGCUGACCAGGGAGACAACUACCCCUACCCAUACCCACAGACCCAGCCCACCGAACAGGAUUUGGAGGCAGACCUUCAUGGAGAGGUGAUCUAUGUUAGUCUACAGAAAACAGCUUCUGGGUUCGGAUUCACUAUUAUUGGUGGAGAUCGUCCUGGAGAGCUGCUCCAAAUUAAAAGUAUUGUCCGUGGGAGUGUUGCUGAUCGUGAUGGUCGACUAUUAGUUGGUGAUGUAUUAGUACGAAUCAACGGAAUAUCAGUGCUCACAUACAACCACAGAAAGGUGGUGGACCUCUUCCAGAGCCUGCCUCUCAAUUCUGAUGUAUCCGUCGAAGUGAGGAGGGGCUAUCCGUUACAAGAAUUCCGUGGAGACGAGCUUCCCUCAUACCAUGAGUCCAGCCAUGGGUACAGCGACUACCCCCCACCUCAGGACAACUACAACCAGCAUAACCAACAGCAACAGCACCAGCAACUUGAGCGAGUGGCAGUGCACAUCGUGAAGGGACCACUUGGGUUCGGAUUCUCUCUGGAUACCGGACAUUAUCCUCCCGCAGGUGAGUCUGAAAUGGGCCCAAUAGUGAAACAAAUCAUGGACCACCCUCGCUGUGCCCAACUACAAGAGGGAGAUGUCCUCAUGGAGGUAAACGGGGAGAGAGUGAGGGGCUACGAUCACUCUGAUCUGGUCACAGUCCUCAAGAGAUGUCCCAAGGGAAACCAGGCCACCUUCCUUGUAUUCAGACAGCCUCCUGAGGAGUUGCCAAGUUACCCUGUUCCUGAUAUGUUCCAGGGUCCGGGUGAACCAAUGGGCAAUGAUGGGCCAUUCACCACGAUGGAGGUCCGCCUCCUGAGACAAGUCUCAGGUUUUGGAUUCAGGAUCAUAGGAGGGGAAGAGGAGGGAUCUCAGGCUACUGUGGGAGCUAUAGUGGCUGGUGGUGCAGCUGAUUUGGAUGGAAGAUUACAAAUUGGCGAUGAAAUCUCACACAUAAAUGGCAACUCUGUUGUCAAUGCCUCGCAUCGUGAAGUCAUUGGCCUGAUGGGAGAUGCAGCUGCUCAAGGGGAUGUGGUCCUGGGUAUUCGUAGGAAGAUGCCAAUGUCUGAGUCUGUGCCCCCUCCCGGCUCUUAUGGCAGCCCUCAGCAUCAGCCAUAUCAACAAGAUGGUCUUGGAGUGAACGAUUCAGAUGGACCAAUGUCAGGGCUACCCAGAGGACCCAGGGAAAUAAUUGUACAAAGGCCUGAUGUACUGACUAGCUUUGGCUUUGUGCUCCAGUCCAACACUUUGCGUGCAGGUUGUAUGAUCUGUCGCCUUGUGCCAGGCAGCCCUGCUGAGAAGUGCAACCAGUUGUACACCUAUGACGAACUGUUGUCCGUGAACGAGCAAGAUGUCUCCAGGAUGGACCAUGUGGACAUUGUGGCCCUCAUUAAAAGCUCUGGUACCUCCAUCCAUCUCUUUGUGCAACAGCCAGAAGACCUUGACCUUGUCAACAGGCAACAGAUGAUAGUGGACAACGAUGGCCAAGGUGGCCUGCCCCAGCAGUCUGGUGGUUGGGAUGAGCCCCCGGAGGAUCACCUGAACUAUCAGGACUAUCCCCCGGUAGAAGAAGACGGACCACCUCAGAUAUCUGCUGACCUCAGUGAUAUUGCUAGUGAUGAUGAAGAAAUCCAUCACAUUGACAUCCGGCGCAGCGGAGGAGGCUUUGGGUUCAGUAUUCGUGGUGGAGCAGAGUACAACUCUCCACUGUGUGUGCUGAGGAUUGCUGAUGGAGGAGCAGCACAGGUUGAUAGGAGAUUGAGAGUAGGUGAUGAACUGCUUGAGAUCAACGGCAACAAUACAGAGAACAUGCUCCACUCUGAUGCCAUUACCAUCAUCAAGCACGGAGGAGACGUGGUCAAGCUCAUUAUCAGAAGGGUGCCUGAUGAGCCAUUCAUUGGAGGCAAGUCUGAUGGUACUGUAUUCUCUCCAACUGCCGUGCAAGCCAAGGAUCGCUAUGCUCAGGAAUACAUGAAUUCCCUGGGGAGGAGAGGUCGUAUCGGGGGGCAUCCACCAAAUGCAUAGACACUUCUUGAUAACGUACUCAGCGAUAUUCUAGAAGAGAAAAAAAAGACCUUUCAAACUCAUUUACUUAACUUAUAGAUAGACUUGACCUGCUAAAGGCACUCAUAUAUACACAUGCUGUUUAUUGUUAAUGAUUUUUAUGCCAACCUGAAAUUUUUUGUAGUUGAAUUUUCUGUUUAUAGUGUAAAAAUGAUUUUUUUUUGUUUCAUUCACGUACAUGCAAUGUAAAUGGUAUAUAAUUAUGUGUAAAAUUAUAAUCAGAGCAGUGAUAUAAUUAUUUUGUAUA
Messenger RNA from Halichondria panicea, 3634 nucleotides. Its product is annotated as membrane-associated guanylate kinase, WW and PDZ domain-containing protein 1-like. NCBI's taxonomy places the organism in Eukaryota, Metazoa, Porifera, Demospongiae, Suberitida, Halichondriidae. Gene Ontology annotation, molecular function: protein binding. The record is from RefSeq and is a predicted model, not a curated record. The coding region runs from base 157 to 3348 and encodes 1063 amino acids. Gene Ontology annotation, cellular component: cytoplasm. Gene Ontology annotation, biological process: signal transduction. The transcript is spliced from 16 exons.